Rhizoctonia solani is the source of this 885-nucleotide messenger RNA. RefSeq names its product ribosomal protein L1p/L10e family. The transcript is spliced from 6 exons. The record is from RefSeq and is a predicted model, not a curated record. NCBI's taxonomy places the organism in Eukaryota, Fungi, Basidiomycota, Agaricomycetes, Cantharellales, Ceratobasidiaceae. Bases 1 to 885 code for a protein of 294 amino acids.
AUGUCUGGGCUCCGGUGCUUUGCGUCUGUCUCUCGAGCCUUUCUGCCGGUAUGUGGCGUGGGUAUUCAGCCUCAAUUGAGGGUACGAACAUUCUCGAGUACCCCCAUCGCUCUGGCCAAAAUAUCUUCACCUGGAAAGAAAAAGCGCAGAAAGCGGGUCAAGGUCCGAGAGAUCAAUCCAGAGGCCAUGCCAAUAGUGGAAGCCGCACAUGUACUACGGGCAAGUGGUAUUGAUUAUCCAGGCAGUAUCUAUGGCACUAAGCAUUGGUCUAUGUCUGUCGAGGCUAGCCGACCACUCUCUGCGUACGAAUUGCACAUCAAGACGCAAUUUACCCGUGGUCAAGCGCCCUUGCGAGGCCGAAUUGCCUUGCCCCGUGACCCACGGACCCGCGGUGAGACUGUGCUAGUAUUUGCAGAGGGAAAGGCAGCUCAGGAUGCGCGCGAGGCCGGCGCCGCCUACGUCGGUGGUGAGGAGCUUGUUCCAAAGGCCUACCAAGGUGAUUUGUACUCCCAACUUGAUAGGACCCAUUACUCCGAAACUUGCAAGAUUUUUGGGGCCAAAAGGCACGUUUUCACCCCGCCUGUGUCUAGAUUCUCCUUGGCCGACUCAAGUCCCACGUUUUGUUACAUUCUAGGAUUGAUGCCGGCAGCUAAGCGCGGGACGGUGACCGAGGACGUCGUUGCGGCUAUACGGGAAGCGAAAGUCGAGGAGGUCGAGAACAACGUGCGAACAUUUUUACAAACCGUGCGCGAUGCCAUGACACCAGAGGAUGAGGUAUUUGCUACUCGUAAAAAAGCUGCAUCAACCAUAUUGCAGGUCUAUCUCAGUUCUACCCAAGGCCCGGGCAUUGAACUAUCUGAUGUGGGGUAUAUCCCAUACAAGUAA